CCUCUCUCACUCUCUCUGCUUGUGAAGUGUCGCCAUACAAAACCGAACGCCCGGAGCCCUAAAGCCGCGGGUGCCGCCGCCUGAUCCGUCUCCUCCCGUCUCUCGCCUGGGAAGACGCGUGCUCUCGCUCCUUGGUCCUAGUUAGGGUUUCGGCCGAUCCGAUCUCGCUGUAGGGUUUGAUGGCGUCGGAGGAUGUGGUGGGGAAGAGCACGGGGGAUUCGGCGGUGACGACGAUCGUGAACCUUGCCGAGGAGGCGAAGCUCGCGAGGGAGGGCGUCAAGGCUCCCGGGCACGCGAUCCUCAGCAUCUGCAAGUCCCUCGUCGCCGGAGGCGUCGCGGGAGGAGUAUCAAGGACAGCUGUUGCUCCACUUGAGAGGUUAAAAAUCUUGCUUCAGGUUCAAAAUCCUCAUAGCAUUCAGUAUAAUGGAACUAUCCAAGGCCUUAAGUAUAUAUGGAAGUCUGAGGGUUUUCGAGGACUAUUUAGAGGAAAUGGUACCAACUGUGCACGGAUUGUCCCCAACUCAGCAGUCAAGUUCUAUAGCUAUGAACAAGCAUCAAGUGGAAUUUUGUGGCUUUACCGUCGGCAGUCUGGCAAUGUGUGCUUUUUGUGUAAUUGGACAACUGCUUUCCAUGUGGACAAAAUCAUUUGACUUGGUAUUUUCAGAUGGACAACAGAUGGUCAUUGGAACUAAAGAUGCUCAAAUCACUCCUGUACUACGUCUUGGUGCUGGAGCAUGUGCUGGAAUUAUUGCUAUGUCUGCUACUUAUCCAAUGGACAUGGUCCGUGGAAGAAUUACAGUUCAGACUGAAAAGUCACCUUACCAGUACAGAGGGAUGUUUAAUGCAUUGGGCACUGUUUACCGUGAAGAAGGUUUUCGUGCUUUGUACAAAGGGUGGCUUCCAUCUGUCAUAGGAGUAAUUCCUUAUGUAGGCCUCAAUUUUGCUGUUUAUGAAUCACUGAAGGAUUGGUUAGUUAAAUCUAAACCAUAUGGUCUUGUUGAAGACUCAGAGUUGAGUGUUGUCACAAGGCUUGCAUGUGGCGCUGUAGCUGGAACCAUUGGCCAGACUGUUGCCUACCCUCUUGAUGUCAUACGCAGAAGAAUGCAGAUGGUGGGUUGGAAGGAUGCUGCCUCAGUCGUGACAGGUGAAGGCAGGAGCAAAGCUCCUUUGGAAUAUGCCGGAAUGAUUGAUGCAUUCAGGAAAACAGUGCAUCAUGAGGGCUUCGGGGCCUUGUACAAGGGUCUUGUCCCCAAUUCAGUAAAGGUGGUACCAUCCAUUGCGAUUGCCUUUGUGACAUAUGAGGUCGUGAAGGAUAUUCUCGGAGUAGAAAUGAGAAUAUCUGACUGAAGCCAGAAAUAAGGUUGAAAUGCAGCUUUUCUUUUGUAGGUUUUGUAGGGUUCCUUCAAAGGUAGGAUAUAUACAUAUAUUCCACAUUCAACCCUCACCCCGUGUUGACGAUAUCCAGCUAUUACUUUUGAUAACACUGCUGGACAUGUAGCAUUCCUCCUAAUAUCCAAAUAAAUGGAGAGAACAUGUAACUCUCGAGCAAUGUAUGAAGCAUUUUCUUUUGAA
This is a messenger RNA of Musa acuminata AAA Group (dessert banana), 1572 nucleotides long. RefSeq names its product mitochondrial adenine nucleotide transporter ADNT1-like. The record is from RefSeq and is a predicted model, not a curated record. Gene Ontology annotation, biological process: transmembrane transport. Lineage: Eukaryota; Viridiplantae; Streptophyta; Magnoliopsida; Zingiberales; Musaceae. The transcript has 9 exons. The coding region runs from base 424 to 1347 and encodes 307 amino acids.